Rattus norvegicus (Norway rat) is the source of this 3234-nucleotide messenger RNA. Lineage: Eukaryota; Metazoa; Chordata; Mammalia; Rodentia; Muridae. The record is from RefSeq and is a predicted model, not a curated record.
GUCAAGAAGUUGGUUAAAGCCUUUCCUCAGCUGCCGCCAAGGUGCUCGGUCCUUCCGAGGAAGUUAAGGCCGCGUUGGGGUGAGGCCCUCACUUCAUCUGGUGACUAGCACCAUGCUGGCAGUCCACAACAUGGCUUCUGUCUCCAAGCUCACCUGCAUCUACUCCGCCCUCAUCCUGCAUGACAACGAGGUGACGGUCACGGAGGAUAAGAUCAAUGUCCUCAUUAAAGCAGCUGGUGUCAAUGUUGAACCUUUCUGGCCUGGCUUGUUUGCAGAGGCUCUGGCCAAUGUCAACAUUGGGAGCCUCAUCUACAAUGUAGGGGCUGGUGGGCCAGCUCCAUCCGCCGCUGCUGCCCCAGCUGAGGAGAAGAAAGUAGAAGCAAAGAAGGAAGAAUCUGAGGAAUCCGAGGAUGACAUGGGAUUUUGUCUUUUUGACUAAACUGCUUUUGUUAACAUGUCCAAUAAAGAGCUAAACCUGUAAGUUAAAAAAAAGAAGAAGUUGGUUAAAGAACAAAACAUACAUAAAGUUGUAAAGGCCACCUCAAAAAUAAUUAUGUCUAUUUAUUUUAUUACACUAACUGUGAAUGUGAGACAAAUUUCCUGAGCUCAUUUGUCAUUAUUCAUUAAAACACAUAAGAGCCUACAUAGUAUUACAAAUUUUCGAGACUGAUAGACCUGGAUCCUAUACAUUACUUUAAAACAUACCAACUGCAUUACAUUGGAUAAAUUAGGCCUGCUAGCCUCAGUGUCUUAAUAUAUAAAAUAGGAAAAAUGAGCUAUACCUUGUUGUACAGACUAGCAAUAAUGUCUGUAUAAAAAAGUCUUUUUUUCUAAUGCUUAGGCACAUACUGUUCAGAUUGAAACAAAUCUUAGCUAUCAUUGUAUCUCCCAUUGUUGAUAUAUAGGUGGUCUCCUUUUGGCUGUUUUGUAGAUAUGGACACUACAGUGGGGUGAACCUGAUCAAGUUGGCCUCAGCAUCUGGGGACGUAAGAAUGUGGAUGCCACAUUGAAGUCUACAAAUAGAUGUUCAACAUUCAGUUUUCAACACCAACACUGGUGUCCUGAGUGAAGGUGAGAAUGGAGAGUACGAGAGAAAUCAGUGGCAAGUUUUUCUCGUAUUGGCAAUGAGAAAUAAGUGGAAUAAGGAGAAAUACAUCUGGAAAGUGGUCUAGACUGCACAAUCAAAAUUGAAACCGUCAUCCAAGAAAGAUACUUAAUGUGGCAUCAGAAGUACAGGGUCACAGAAGAGGCAUGUGUAGACACGUAGGAUAAAAUGGGUAGGUGAGAAGGAGAUGAUAGUGGUGAGAGGGAGGUGUAUCUCUGUAGUGGUCAAACAAGGAUUUUCCUGUAAUAUAUUCUACUGAAAACUCUACCAGAGAACUCCAGCUGGUAAACACCUCCAGCAAAGUAGCUGGAUACAAAAUUAACUCAAAGAAACCAGUAGCCCUCCUUUAUACAAAUGACAAAUGCACCUAGAAAAAAUUUAGGGAAACAACACCAAAUUUACAUUAACCAUGAAUAAUAUAAAAUAUCUUGGUGUAACUCUAACCAAGGGAGUGAAAGAUGUGUAUGACAAGAACUUCAACUCCCUGAAGGAAAAAGUUGAAGAAGAUCUCAGAAGAUGGAAAGAUCUCCCAGGCUCAUGGAUUGGUAGAUUAAGAUAGUGAAAAUGAUCAUCUUACCAAAAGCAAUCUACAGAUUGAAUGAAAUCUCCAUCAAAAUUACAACUCAAUUCUUCACAGAAAUAGAAAGAGUAAUUCUCAACUUCAUAGUGAAUAACAAAAAUCCAAGGACAGCAAAAAGCAUUCCCAACAAUAAAAGAACUGGGGGGAUCACUAUCCAGCUUUACUACAGAGCAAUAGUGAUUAAAAACUGUAUGGUAUUGGUACAGAGAUAGGCAGGUAGAUCAAUGGAAUAGAACUGAUGACCCAGCAAUAAACCCACAUACCUCAUACCUAUGGUCACGUCACCUUUGACAAAGAAGUCCAAACCAUACAAUGGAAAAAAGAAGCCAUCUUCAACAAAUGGUACUGUUCUAACUGGAUGUCUACAUGUAGAAGUAUGAAAAUAGAUCCAUAUUUAUUACCCUUCACAAAACUCAAGUUUAAAUGGAUCAAAAACCUCAAUUUAAAACUAUAUAUACUGACUAUUAUAGAAGAGACAGUGGGAAAUACCCUUGAAAGAAUUGGUACAGGAGAUAAUCUCCUGAACAGAACUCCAAUGACUCAGGCUCUAAGAUCAACAAUUGAUAAGUGAAACCUCAUGAAAUGGAAAAGCUUCUGCAAGGCAAAACACACUGUCAAUAGGAUAAAAUGGAAGCCUACAGAUCAGAAAAAGAUCUUCAUCAGCCCUACAUCUGGCAGAGAGCUAAUAUACAACAUUUAUUAAGAACUCAAGAAGUUAGGCAUCAACAGUCCAAAUAUCCCAAAUAAAAUAUGGGGUAGAGAACUAACCAGAAUUUUCAACAGAUGAAUCUCAAAUAGCUGACAAGUACUUAAAGAAAUUUUCAAAGACCUUAGUCAUUCGGGAAAUGCAUAUCAAAACAAGGCUGAGCACCCAUCAGAAUGAGUAAGAGCAACAGUGCAUGCUGGGGAGGAUGUGGAACAAGGGGGAACACUCCUCCACUGCUGGUGGGAGAGCAAACUUGUACAGUCACUCUGGAAAUUAAUUUGGUGGUUUCUCAGAAAACAGAAUAGUUCUCAGGUAUACCACUCCUGGACAUAUACCCAAAAGAUGCUCUACCAUCCCACAGGGACACUUGCUCAACUAUGAUCAUAGUAGAUUUAUUUGUACUAGCCAGAAACUGGAAACAACCUAGAUGCCCCUCAACUUAAGGAUGGAUAAAGAAAAUGUGGUACAUCUUCUGUCCAGCUAUUAAAAACAAAGACAUCAUACAUUUUGCUGGCAAAUGGACAGAACUUGAGAAUGUCAUCCUGAGUGAGGUAAUCCAGUUCCAAAAGGAGAUGCAUGGUAUGUACUCACUGUUAAGUGGAUAUUGGCCAUAAAACACAGGAUAUCCACACUACACUUCAUAGACACAAAGAAGCUAAACAAGAUGGAAGGCCCAAGCAAGAAUGCUUGCAUCUCACUUAAAAGGGGGAAUAAAAUAGUCACAAGAGACAGAUGGAGGGAGGAAACUGGGAGUGAGGGGGAUGGGAUGGGCAAUGAUGAGUCCUGGAUUAGGUGUGGAGAGGGACAGGGAAGAUGGAUAGACAGCAUAAGAAUGAAUGGAAA